AGACAGUCUUCGGUUCGAACUCAACGCGCCAAGUCUACGUUUUAAGUUGUGUGUCGCGAGUCGAGCGCGUAACGCAAAGUCGAAGUCGAAGUCGAAACACGAAUCCAUCCAUCCCCAUCCCAUCGUGCUGCGGUGCGAAACUGUGCGUGAAAUUGUUAUUUGCGCCAUAUAGCGAAAAUUGAUGCGAUUUAAAUAUAUUAUUGAGCGUUGGUAAACGGAGCGAAGCCAAAAGUAAAUAUCAAGGAAUCAAACUUGAUCUUGAUUGCUGCACGCGAAUCUAACCAAGGCAAUGACAUAAUGGAGCCAAUGACCAUGUUGGUAUUGGCCUUCCAGCUGCUGGCGCUCUUCUCGAUCGCCGGCGCGCUGCUCAUCUAUCUGAUAUGCAAGGUGCGCGAGGAGAGUCAGGCGUGCAAUGCCGAAUUGUCGCCACCCAGUCGUGUGGUGCUGGUCACCAGCGCCGAUACGGCGCUCGGCCUCCAGCUGUGCACGUAUCUGGCGAACAAGGGCUGUCGCGUCUUUGCCGGCAUGAAGGAGGCACGCGAUUCGCUGCCAGCCAAACUGCUAUGCGGCUGGAUGAAGAUACGCGAGUACAGCGAGGAACCGAUUAGCGGCACCAUUAUACCAAUGCGGCUGGAUGUGACGCGUGAGGAUGUGUUGCGUGAGGCAACUAUCGCAAUGGGCGCCCAUCUGAAUGCCAAUGAGCGUGGCAUUGCUGCCGUCAUCAAUACCAGCGGCAGUGUGUAUCGCGGCCGUGUCGAAUCGCAGGAUGUGCAGCACUGGGAGCAUAUGCUCAAGACGAACAUACUGGGCACGCUGCGCGUGGCCAAGGCAUUUGUGGGGCUGCUGCGUCCGACACGCGGCCGUCUACUCUAUUUGGGCGGCAGCAGUGCAGGCGCCAGCAUGGGCGGUGACGGUCUGGUCGCAUUCAAUGCGUCCCGUGUCGCCGUCGAGAAGUGUGCCGAGGAGCUGCGCAAGGAGCUCCAACCGUAUGGUGUCAGCAUUGUCGCAUUGGACACAUGCGGCAUGACUGUCGAAUCGUUGUACAAGGCGCCAGUUGCUCAAACCAUGUCACAGUGCCCGGGCGCACCAACCCAAUAUACGGCGGAUGUGUUGAGCGCCAGUGCACUGCAGGUCAUUGAGCGGGCACUGUGGGACUAUACGCCCCAGCAGCGCUACACGCUGCUCUCCCACAACAAGUAUCAAUUCACGUUGCCAUGCCGCUCCUCGCUGCGCCUACAUCGGCCCAGUAGCGAGGCCGCCACGCAGUCCGUCUAAGCCUGAAGCGAGCCGAGCCGAGUCGAGUCGAGUGGAGAGUUUUAUGUCAUCCGCAUUCAGCUGCCUGGGAAUGGCAAUCCGAUGCAGUGCGUUUGAUCGGAGCUAAUUGCGUGCCUUUUACCAUACCAUAUUUCCUGUACAUACGGAUAACCCCAAAAUCCUUGUCUUUAUCUUUUGUAAUCAGCUAUACACAUAUAUGCAUAUAUGCCUAACUGUUUCGAUAUCAACA
Drosophila grimshawi is the source of this 1504-nucleotide messenger RNA. RefSeq lists its product as uncharacterized. The record is from RefSeq and is a predicted model, not a curated record. The coding region runs from base 298 to 1275 and encodes 325 amino acids. The transcript has 4 exons. Lineage: Eukaryota; Metazoa; Arthropoda; Insecta; Diptera; Drosophilidae.